CACAGGUACCAGCAGAGCCUCUUAGUUAGCUGCUGUGAGUUGGUACAGCAGUGAGUGUGUGGGGCUGUGUCUGGUCCCCGCGCCGCGCGCUGCCACGCAGGCAGCCUGAGGUCAGCCUCGCGCUGAUGGGAGGGACCAUCAGUCCGAUAGCCACGUAGCGAGCUAACACCGUUAGCUGUGCAGCUAACGUCAGCGAGCGUCACCAUGGACUUGCCACAUCACGGAUACCGAGCAACUAAACCACGAGCUCGUGCAGCUCCCCCCACAGCAGACUCUGUCCUGUUUGAAGACACCAGCUCUGCAGCACCAGCAAUGAACAGUCAAGGGUACUACACACCUGGGUACAAUAUGGGAGCACCCACAAGUGACAUGCAAGCAGGUACUGGGGUGGACAACCUGUUUACUGACCCGAUGGCGAAUGCCGCGAUGAUGUACGGCUCUUCGUUAGCCAAUCAAGGAAAGGACAUGGUCAACAAAGAGAUCAGCAGAUUCAUGUCUGUGAACAAGCUGAAAUACUUCUUCGCCGUUGACACCAGAUAUGUUUUGAAGAAACUUAUGAUCCUCAUGUUCCCGUAUACACAUCAGGAUUGGGAAGUUCGUUACCAUCGGGACACUCCACUGCCUCCAAGACAAGAUGUGAAUGCACCUGAUCUUUACAUACCAACAAUGGCUUUCAUCACGUACAUUUUACUCGCUGGAAUGGCCCUGGGCAUUCAAAAAAGGUUCAGCCCAGAGGUUCUUGGACUGUGUGCCAGCACCGCCCUCGUGUGGGUCGUCAUCGAGGUCUUGGUGAUGUUGUUGAGCUUGUACCUGCUGACGGUACACAGUGACCUCUCAACCUUUGACCUUAUUGCCUACAGUGGAUACAAAUAUGUUGGGAUGAUCUUCACAGUUUUGUGCGGCUUACUGUUUGGCAGCGAUGGUUAUUUCGUGGCUCUUGCCUGGUCCUCUUGUGCCCUCAUGUUCUUCAUUGUCCGAUCUCUGAAAAUGAAGAUCCUUCCCUCACUCUCCUCGGACUCCAUGGGAACUGGGUCAAGUGCCAAACCUCAGUUCCGCCUUUAUAUCACCGUAGCUACUGCAGUCUUUCAGCCAAUCAUUAUAUACUGGUUAACCUCUCACUUGAUCAGGUGACCAUGAGGUGUUUAAUAACCUGAAGUCUGAGUGUAUUGGACCCAAAAAUGUGGUUGUGGAGUGUACACCUGCCUUUAUAUGCCCUUUUGUGAGUAAACUCAUGUAGUGUUGAACUGCAGCGUGUUUUGAGCUCAUCAGAUGGACGUGUUUGUAAUCCAAUGGUUUCAUUGAUUUAAUCACAAAGUGUGACACAGAAAAUGUCUCACUGGAAGAUUGUUGUCUUCCACCAUGAGUGUACAGAAACACUGACAAAUGCUUAUUUCUGGCCACCUAACUUUGAAAACAAGGGCUUUCAUUGUGACAUUUGUUUGAUCGUAACUCAGAUUAAGUUAAAGUUUCCUUUUUUUUAUAAAGUUUCUGGAUGUGCUUUCCAGUAUUUACGCCACACAGUACAAACGAAACAGGCAGAAAUGCACAUUACACAUGACCCAGUGCCACUUUUCUGGUAUGGUAAUGUUGGUGCAUUAUUUCUCUUUUUCUUGAAAGUCCUGGAUUUUAUUUAUCUACAUUUGACAAAGCAUGACAAUGUUUGGACUUUUUGUAGAAAAAAUAUAUAUAUUUAGCUUUGUGCAUUCAUUUAUGUCCCUUAAUAAAAAAUAUUGUACUUUUUAAUUCAA
Molecule: messenger RNA, 1748 nt
Organism: Larimichthys crocea (large yellow croaker)
Lineage: Eukaryota; Metazoa; Chordata; Actinopteri; Sciaenidae
Gene: yif1a
Product: Yip1 interacting factor homolog A (S. cerevisiae)
Exons: 9
Coding region: 205-1131 (308 amino acids)
Biological process (GO): endoplasmic reticulum to Golgi vesicle-mediated transport
Cellular component (GO): Golgi membrane; endoplasmic reticulum membrane; COPII-coated ER to Golgi transport vesicle
Source: RefSeq, a predicted model, not a curated record